Suillus discolor is the source of this 915-nucleotide messenger RNA. RefSeq lists its product as uncharacterized. Lineage: Eukaryota; Fungi; Basidiomycota; Agaricomycetes; Boletales; Suillaceae. The transcript is spliced from 4 exons. The record is from RefSeq and is a predicted model, not a curated record. Gene Ontology annotation, molecular function: RNA 7-methylguanosine cap binding; mRNA binding. Gene Ontology annotation, cellular component: cytosol; nucleus. The coding region runs from base 67 to 915 and encodes 282 amino acids.
GCCCAUUGCCUCGUGUAUUAGCAUCCUGAAGUUCGGCUCAUAGCAACUAGUUUUGUUUCAAACACCAUGGACAAUCUUCCUGACGGGGUCUCUGCUCCAGAGCUUACUACAUUGUCAUACGAUGAAUCCGUUCCCUAUGAAUCACAAGUUCCUACUCAUUCAUCCAGUGAUCCAGAGCGAGCUACAUUGCUCAAUCGCAUAGGGAACACCAAAGUGUACCUUCUCUCUGACACUGCCCAGGCAAGAAUUGCCAAGCGCAAGCGCACAGAAGGGGACGAUGAUGAUGACAUAGAUAUGGAAGAAGAAACAACGUCGAGUCUAAGAGCAAAUGCUCUGCUGCUCACCGGCACCCCCAUUUCCCACCUGCCCACUGCUCGCAUCUUUGCAUAUGUUACCCAUUUCGAUACGCACCCUAUAGGCCUUGAAUGGCUCGACGACAAUAGUUGCAUCCUCGUUUAUGAAUCAACUGCCUCUGCGCGUACUGCACAUCGGUACCUCCAAAAAUCUGCCACAGAGGAUAUGGAUGCAGACGGCUUCGUCACAGCAAAACCCAUUCCAAUUACCUUAUGGCCGCCAGAAGAGCGAAUAACGAAGAGCCUGGGUAAAGGUCAAGGACUGAAAGGUAUCAUACGCAUGCGUUGGGCUAAAGAUGAUGACGUAAAGAAGAAGGGCGCAAAAAGGGAAAGCAAAUUCUAUAAGAAGUAUGGAGAAACCGCCGGAAAAGAGGAUGAGGGAGGGGAAGCAUUACAGAAGAGAAGAAGGAGAGAUGAUUCAACUGUGCGAAGCCAGUUGGAUGAUGACCUUGAUGCGUUUCUUGGUGCCGAUAAACCCUCCAAAAUGCGUUCCGACUAUAAAUCGCAUUUCUGCGCCGUUGCCGCGCCGCACGAGGGGCCAGCUUGCGUACCAGCCAGCUGA